UGUGUCUGUUUUUUUAUCUUUUCUUCUUACUCAGUUUCUUUUAUGUUGUCUAUGCUUUAAUUAAAGAUUACCUCUUAGAAAUUUAUCGCACCGCCAUUAAUUUUUCAUUGUAAUUUGUUGAACAGUUCGUGACCAGAUUUCUUCCUAAAUAUAAGCUUUAAAUGACUAAUUUUUGUUGUUGUUAAUUAAUGUCUUAACCAAAGCAACUUUUUUUCUUUUUAAUUUCAUAUCAUUAGUAUUUAGAGUUUAUUUACUUUCCCUAGAUCUGGAGAAAGAUAACAAAACUCCAAGAAAAUUUUAAUGAAUUGUUUCUAUUCGUUUAUUUAUACGAAUCCUUAGCCGUUUCGCUUUCAACAGUGGCCCAGAUUGUGUUCGUCUGUGUCUGUGAGAGUGAGUAAAACUCUAUUUUUCGAAAAGAUACAUUCUUGCAUGUGCGUAGAUCAGCCUUGUAUAGAACUGAGAUUUUGGUGAAGCUUUGUUGAAUUGGUUUCUUUGUUCUUUCUGUUCUUGUGAAGGGAACAACACAAAGACGGUGGCUUUGCUCGGUAAAUAGAUUAUGGAACAUGGUUUACCGUCUAUUAAAUCAUGGAAGUCACUUGUUAAGAGAAGAAACAAUGCUCAAGAAGGGGGUAAAUCGUCAUGGAAAAUGAAACCAGUUGUGGUGCUAAUGUGUACAGUACUUUUGAUCUUUUGGUAUAAGACUACAAAUAUUCAGUAUGAACAAACAGAGAUAGAAGAAACAGAUUAUCCAUUUGAGAUGGCAAAGGAAUCUGAACCGGUCAGUGAAAAGUUGAAAGGCUUACCUUUUGGUAUCAUGCAACCUAAAUCAGAUUUGGAGUUAAAGCCACUUUGGUCAAGUAGUAGUUUGAGGUCAAAGAGCGGCGAAUUGACCAACCGUAACUUGUUGGCAAUGCCGGUAGGACUUAAGCAAAAGGAUAAUGUUGAUGCUGUUGUAAAGAAGUUUCUUCCUGCGAAUUUCACUGUCAUUCUAUUUCAUUAUGAUGGAAACAUGGAUCAAUGGUGGGAUCUAGAGUGGAGCUCAAAAGCCAUACACAUUGUUGCACAUAACCAAACAAAAUGGUGGUUUGCGAAACGUUUUCUCCAUCCUGAUAUUGUCUCCAUUUACGAUUAUGUUUUUCUUUGGGAUGAAGAUCUUGGAGUGGAGAAUUUCAACCCUCAAAAGUACCUGAGGAUAGUUAAAACAGCGGGACUGGAGAUAUCUCAACCGGCCUUGCACCCAAACUCAACUGAAGUUCACCAUAGAAUUACAGUCCGGUCUAGAACGAAAAUAUUUCAUAGGCGAGUUUACGAUAGUAGAGGCAAUAUGAAAUGUUCAAAUGCUAGUGAAGGGCCCCCAUGCACAGGAUUUGUUGAAGGAAUGGCUCCAGUGUUUUCGAGAUCUGCAUGGUUUUGCACUUGGAAUCUAAUACAAAAUGAUCUGGUUCAUGGUUGGGGAAUGGAUAUGAAACUUGGAUACUGUGCUCAGGGUGACCGUAGCAAGAAAGUAGGCAUUGUCGACAGUGAAUAUAUCUUCCAUCAAGGCAUUCAAACACUAGGUGGAAGCGGUUAUCCCGAUAAGAAGAACUCAGCUCGCAGCGGAGUAAAUAGGAGACGCGGUUCUGCGACUUUUGAUUCAAGAACAGAGAUACGGAGACAAUCAACGUGGGAGCUGCAAGCUUUUAAAGAACGGUGGAACCAAGCGGUUGCAGAAGACAAAUACUGGGUGGAGCGGUCUUCACCGAGCCGGAACCGAAUAGGCAAUAACCGGAGAUUAAAAAGAAGUAGUAUGAUUCCAAGUUUAUUGCAGAGGAAAGCUGAAGAGACUACAACAUAAACAGAUACAGUUUUAAUCAGAUUAAAUAUAGAGAAAUGUUUUUUUGGUUGGUCUCAUUGUUAUAUAUAAGUUAAUAGUUAAUCAUUUACCUCUCUUUGAUUAGUGUAGUUUUCAUGAUCUUCUUUAAUGGUUCAGUCUCUCUCCAUUUUGAUUAAAUUCCAAUUAUAUGAGCAUA
Molecule: messenger RNA, 2009 nt
Organism: Arabidopsis thaliana (thale cress)
Lineage: Eukaryota; Viridiplantae; Streptophyta; Magnoliopsida; Brassicales; Brassicaceae
Product: lysine ketoglutarate reductase trans-splicing-like protein (DUF707)
Exons: 17
Coding region: 557-1834 (425 amino acids)
Source: RefSeq, marked reviewed